CUGUCACUGUGAAGCUGCUCUGACACAAUCUUUAUAUGGUCAUGUCACGUCACCUUUAUUUGUAUAGCACUGUAUACAGUACUGAUUGUGUCAAAGCAGCUAUAGAUACAAAGCUGGCUUGACUUUAUUUAGCUAAAUCAUUCUGGUGACUUUCUUUGGUUCUGUGGUAAAAACAAACUGGUUUGAGCAAAACUAACUGAAAGUUGUCUUUCCUGCAGAUCACUGUGAGCAUCAGAGAGAAGAGAACGAUCGCUUCAUCCUCCUCCUCCUCCAUCGCACCUGUGUGGAUCAGAUCGGUCCUGAUGGAGCGGGCGAACGGCUCCCGGCCUGCAGGCUGCGGCGUGGCUCUGGCUCUGGACUUCUGGCCGCUGUGUGACACGUGGGGGAUCGUGGUCCAGGCCGUGGCUGGGGUGGGUCUGGUCAUCUGUGUGGUGCUGAUGCUGGCUCUGCUGCUGUGGUCAGCGUGUGCGUCCCGCCGGAGGAACAGUGUGCUGGCGGCGCUGAUGCUCUUCCUGAUGGCCACGGCGGGUAUAUUCGCCCUUCCCUACUCCUUCCUCAUCGCUCUGUCUCCGCAGACGUGUCCGGUGCGGGUGUUUGCGUUCGGCGUGUUGUUCAGCGUGGCCUUCGGGGCUUUGCUUGCGCGCGGUCUGUCUCUGCUGGGGGUGUCCCUGGCCCGCGGCUGGAGGGAGGUGUGUGUGACCGCGGCGCUGGCGCUGGUGCAGGUGAUCAUAGCCACCGAGUGGCUGCUGGUGGUGCUGGUGCAGGACAAGAGGACCUGCCAGUUUUCACAGCCAGAGUUUGCCAUGCUGCAGAUUUACGUGAUGGUCCUGUUAGCCACGGCGCUGGUGACGGCGCUGGGUUUCCUCCGCUACACCUGUGUCACCUACAGCUACAGGGACAGCGGACAGGUGCAUGGGCAGAACAAAGUGCAGGCGUCUCUGCUGGUGCUGACGCUGCUGCUGAGUGUGUGCGUCUGGCUCGUCUGGAUCACGCUCCUCACAUACGGGAACCGUGCCAUGGGCCGCAGCCCGCUCUGGGACGACCCCGUGAUCAGCGUGGCUCUGACCGCUAACGGCUGGGUGCUGCUACUGGGGCAUGGUUUCACUCAGGUCCGCUUCAUGUGCAAGCACAACGCUCGUACCAAGGACCCGCCGCUGGACUUCACGGGCUGGACGAGCUCCAGAACACCACCAGCGGCUCCACCGGACCUGAAGACCGGCACCGACAACGAGGGCUUCCAGACGGACACGGACGCGAGGAGAGGUAAUGAUGUGGCAUGGUCUGGAAUCUUCAUGAGAGAACUCAGCGCAGAGAAAGAUUACAGCAUCCCUCGACCCACGACCACCAACAUCAACGAGCCGUACGACGAAUACUAUGGACACAGAGUUUGACCACACACACACACACACACACACACAGCGACACACACAUGCACACACACACACACAGGGACACACACACACACACACAUACACACACAGCGACACACACAUGCACACACACACACACACACACAGCGACACACACAUGCACACACACACACACACACACACACACAGGGACACACACACAGGGACACACACACAGACACACACACACACACACACACACACACACAGAUAUACACACACAGUGACACACACAGUGACACUCACACACACACAGGGCCUCACACACACACAGAUAUACACACACAGCGACACACACACACACAAACAUGCACACACACACACACACACGCCUACACAUACAGCGACACACACACACACAAAACAAGUUGAAAAAAAAUAUGUAAAUGACUACAAAUUAGGGAAAAAUACAAUUGCAAAGUUUAUUUAGUUAUUAUUAGUAUUCCUGAGUUUGCCAGACCAGCAGGUGGCGCUGAUGUACUGCAGUCUGAAUAACUAUCAUAAUCAUUCAUUAAAGUCUCUCUCUCUUUGAAGACUUCCCUUGUGCUUUAUUAUGAAAAAUCCAGUGACAAUAAUACAGAAGUCAACAACUACAAUAACAAAAAACCUGAACACUGCACACUGUUCAAGCUAUUACACUGGAAACU
This is a messenger RNA of Carassius gibelio (silver crucian carp), 2056 nucleotides long. Its product is annotated as G-protein coupled receptor family C group 5 member B. Gene Ontology annotation, molecular function: G protein-coupled receptor activity; protein kinase activator activity. Gene Ontology annotation, biological process: G protein-coupled receptor signaling pathway. Gene Ontology annotation, cellular component: signaling receptor complex; extracellular exosome; plasma membrane. The record is from RefSeq and is a predicted model, not a curated record. Bases 303 to 1391 code for a protein of 362 amino acids. Lineage: Eukaryota; Metazoa; Chordata; Actinopteri; Cypriniformes; Cyprinidae. The transcript is spliced from 3 exons.